Molecule: messenger RNA, 760 nt
Organism: Ciona intestinalis (vase tunicate)
Lineage: Eukaryota; Metazoa; Chordata; Ascidiacea; Phlebobranchia; Cionidae
Source: RefSeq
AGCUGCAGAAAAUGCAAAGUCGCACCAACAACUCAUGGUCCCAAUGACGCCAUCAUCGCUGGACAACUACAGCGAGCACAUCGGGCAGGUGUCGCGCAUGAACGGUUUCAAUAGAUUCGCUUCAUCGACCACAGCAUUACCCACAAUGCAACAAUCAAGUCAUGUGACUUCUCAGAUGAAUUUCAAUCGAAAAGAAAACAAGGGAUUGGAUUAUUCGUACGAUUGUCGCGGUUCAACGAAUUCACCCAACGUAGCUACUUACCCAGUGUUACCUCACAAUCAACCUCGAGCUAACUGUGAUGUCACAAUCAGCCCAAUGACAUCACAAACCAACACUGCAAAUGCGACAGUUUCACCCAGCAACAGCGGGGGUUACUCUGGGUCAAGUUUUGCCCCGAUCACAACCGCUUACGCUCCGACAGGUGAGUUUGUGGAUUAUGGAUAUCAACAAUACAAUCAACACUGGAAGUUUGGCCAACAACACCAUAAUGAUGGCAACACUGGUAAAGUUUUGAAUCUUCGAGGUAAAGAACAUCCGGCAACACUGGAGAUGGUCAGCGCUCAAUAAUCACCUUUGUUCUUCACCAUUGUGUUCGUUUGUGACGUCAUACCCGUUUGUCUUCAAUUGUUACGUCACCACCUGCUUCAUUUUUAUAUUAUUUCUAUGUCGCACUGCCACUAAAUGCUACGAACCGAAGCCACCACUAGGUAGCGAUAGAUGUUCAUCAUUGUUUCGUAAUAAACAUUUUUGUACAAAUUA